Messenger RNA from Zonotrichia leucophrys gambelii, 3385 nucleotides. It is a transcript of the gene TCP11L2, whose product is annotated as t-complex 11 like 2. The record is from RefSeq and is a predicted model, not a curated record. The transcript has 11 exons. Gene Ontology annotation, biological process: signal transduction. NCBI's taxonomy places the organism in Eukaryota, Metazoa, Chordata, Aves, Passeriformes, Passerellidae. The coding region runs from base 371 to 1909 and encodes 512 amino acids.
UUCUACCGGCAUAAGCGGAGGCUGGCCCAAGCGCCGUGUAUAACUCGCCGCUGGCAGGCAGGAAAAGAUGACGCACCUCCCCGCUUCCACCGUCAGAGAUGGACGUGCCCGAGGAAGACACUAAUAGUCCGGGCUGGGUCUUUAAAUCUGAAGGGGGGAGUUGUGUGCGGCCGUGGCGAGCGUUGUGUAGGACGGCGAGGGGCAGCGCAGUAGACACGCCGUGAAUUGCUCACACUCCGCAAGCAAUUUGCAAGACUUGGGGCCACUGCACUGCAAACAACAUUAAUCAAAUCUUUUGAUGGACCACAUCCUGCAACGUUAAUAUUUUGGAGGUCUUGUUUACUGUGUAAACAAGGUAAAGGGAUUCAGAAUGCCUCUCAGUGAUGACCAGAACAGUGACUCAGAUUCUUCACGGCUCUCAGAAAGCACAGUUUCUUCCAGUGACACAGAAUAUUCCAGGCAGAGCUUUAACAGUGAUUCUUCAAGCAAGCCCAGCUCCCCAGCGUCAGCUAGCCCUCCCAAGGUUAUCACAUUUGAUGGACUGAUGGCAGCUACAAGAAAUCUGUCAAACUGGACUCUAGCUCAUGAAAUUGCUGUAAAUGCAAAUUUUUGCAUAAAACAGGAAGACUACCCACAAAACAGCUUUGCAGGCACAGUGAAACAAAUUGUACACAAGGCAUUUUGGGAUCAUUUGGAAUCGGAACUGAAUGAAGAUCCUCCAGAAUACAAACAUGCUAUCAAGCUCUUUGAGGAAAUUAAGGAGAUUCUUCUUUCUUUCCUGACUCCUGGAGCAAACAGGAUUCACAAUCAAAUUUGUGAAGUUCUUGACACGGAUCUUAUAAGACAGCAGGCAGAACACAAUGCUGUUGAUAUUCCUGGGCUAGCUAACUAUGUCAUCAACACUAUGGGAAAGUUAUGUGCUCCAAUAAGAGACAAUGACAUAAAACAGUUAAAAGCAACUGACAAUAUCGUAGAGUUACUGAGACAAAUAUUCCAUGUUUUGGAUCUGAUGAAGAUGGAUAUGGCAAAUUACACAAUUAAAAGCCUUAGACCAUACCUCUGGCAUAACUUGGUGGACUACGAAAGAACAAAAUUCCAGGAAAUUCUUGAGGAAACACCAAGUGCCCUGAAUCUCACAACAGAAUGGAUAAAGGAAUCAAUAGAGGAUGAAUUGUCAUCUAUUUCUGAUGAGUCUUCAUCGUGCCCUGGUGCUGAUAGUAGUUCAAAACCAAUUAUUAGUCCUACACUGGUGCUAAACAAUGGCUACUUGAAACUGUUACAGUGGGAUUAUUGCAAAACAAUUCCAGAGACUCUAAUAACAGAUGAAGUUCGUCUUCAGGAGUUGAGAGAAAAGCUCAAUCAAUUAAAAGUCAUAGCUUGUGUUUCUCUCAUAACAAACAACAUGGUGGGUGCAGCAGUUGUAGAUGUGCCUGAUUUCACUGAUCAUCUGAAAAGGAUCUCCCUUCCUCUUCUUGAAGGCAUGAAUAAGAAAAGUUUUGACUUGAAGGAGGCUCUGAAUGCUAUUGGCAUCCAGAUUUGCAGCAUAGUGAACAAGUCGCUAAGUGAAAGAAGUCUUCCCACUCUUAGUGAAGAAAUGCAGAGUAAUUUAAUGGGUCAAAUCGCUCAUAUUGUUGAGAAGAAUAAUCCUGUCUGUUCCUUGAUUGACAAACGAAUCCAGCUCUUCAUGAGAAGCUUGCUUGCUCUUCCGAGUUUUCAGAAGUGUAUGCCUACUAUGCCAGGAGGCCUUUCUGUGAUUCAGAAAGAGAUAGAGUUUCUGGGAUCUCAGUAUGCAAGCAUUGUAAACUUCAAUAAAAAAGUGUAUGGACCAUUCUAUGCAAACAUACUUAAAAAACUGCUUUUUCCUGAGGCAGCAAUGGAGAAAACAGAAGCAGAAACAUCUAGCAAUUAAAAAAUGUACCCUUGUUUUUAAUCUUCCAAGACAGUGGGGAAGUCACAUCUCUAAAACAGCCUACUCCAGUAACUGUUGAUGGGGAAAGAUCUUGUAAAAUGCAUACAGAUAGUUUCUAAAAUUCACUGUAAAGAAAUGAAUGUCAAGGUCAUAUAUAUAUUUUAAUAGAAAAAUAUUUGUUUAAUGGAUUGUCACUUGUAAUAGCCAGUGAAUUAUUAAUUUCCAUAGUAAGCAUUUAUUAUGACUUGCAGUGGGAAAGAGCUGGCAAUGUACUUACUGUUUUGCCACUAUCAAAACAAUGUUAUUUUUCAACUCAAAUAUAUUUACAUAUAGCAAUGCAUAUUAGGAAAUGAGAAAACAACUGUAGAUAAAAUGUACUAUGCUUAUAUAGUAUUUUUGUAGAGUAACAUCUCAGACAACAGUCAUGUUUCUGAGAAUACUUUGAAGAAGAAAGUAUAGCAUAACUGCUUUAGUAACCAAACCCAGGUUCAUACCAGGCCAAGUUCAGGUACUCCUGCAAUUACUGGACCCAGAACUUUGCCUCUGUUACAUUAAGGAAUGCCAGUGUUACAAGCUGUUUUCAGGAUAGCAGUUACAGAAGCAGCGUUCACAGCUUCAAUUAUGAAUGAUUCAGAACUUCUCAACUCUGAGAUUAACGAUAAACACCUGAGAAACAUGAUGUUGGGGGUGGAGUAAAUUUCUGUAUAUAAAUGUGUUUAUAAGCAUUUUGUUUACUCGGUGGAGGUCAAACAGAACUUUUGAGAUGUGUAUGUAUUGAUCCUUGAUUGUAGUGGAUGGGUAUUAAGUAUUUUUAAGUUAGGUCUUUCUAACCUUUGUUCCCAAAAGCACUUAACCCUGACCUCAGAGUGUACCACAGAAGAACUGUCCCUUUCAUGCCCUUAUCCAACACAAUGUAAAUUUUCACAAGAUAUUCUUAGAUCUGAAAGCAAGAGCCUGAGUAAUUAGUAAUUUUUGAAAAUAUUAUUAUAUUCACUUUUUUACGGAGUGUAUGAGAAAUGCUCCUGUUUUCCUCAAAUUUCUUUGGACUGUGCCCCAAUACUUAGAUUUAAGAAUACUUACAUUUAAGGCAUUGGGAAUCUUGCAUACAGCAAAUGAAUAGGAUUGAAAUAGAGAAAUGUGGAAGUGAACUCCUUUAAGUUUACACAGGCUUUAUCUUGUGUAUUUCAGAUUAGUGGGAUUAGAUAAUGCUGGAAUACAUAUUAUAGACUUGUUCUUGUCUAUGAAAUUGAAUAAUUUACUUGAAAAUGAUAUUUUAAUAUAUUACCAUAUGAUACUCCUUUUAAGAUGUCAUAUAUAGAAAACCUUGGUGUGGUACAAGUUAGAGCUUGUUUUUAAUAUUUUAUAUUACAGUCUAUUUUUUAUGAAGAGACAAAAAUAACCUGUAAAAGCAUAAUGUGUCACACAAAUUGUUUAUGUACAUUACUGUGUCUAUCAUAAAGGUCUAAAAAACCUGGG